AUGGCCACGAGGCUGCCGUAUCGACCGUCGAAUGACUCCCUGUCCGCCUCAAAUCCGAAGACCAAUGGACUGCCUCGAUUAUCCCCUGCAACUUCCUUCAUCGGACGAUCCCCAAGCGGCUCUCACGCUUCGAUACGACGCUCUUCAGCGGAAAAUGCGGUGGGGUUCAAGCAGCGCCGAUGCAAGUCGCAAUAUCCGCUAGACUCGCCGGAGCGCCACGUGGAAUACAUUCUGGUAGCAUCGUUCCAUAUUGAUCGUGGACCGAUCAUGGAGCAUCAGUAUCCGGCUGCUAUCAGUGGCGAUGAGAGCAUGCUAGCAGAGCUGAUGCUUCCGGAUCAAACGCAUGUGCGAAGUCAAGAUUGGACGAUUUUCUUUUUACAUAAGGACACCAGUGGCGAGGACGAAGAAGACGAGGAAAACGGGAAGAAAAAGAAAAAGCGAAAGUCCCGAUACCGUGCGAAUGAAGAAGCUGCCGGUCUCCCGGAUGAAGAUGACAAUCCUGAUGAGGCAUCCGACGGCGACAGCAGUGAUGAUGACGAGGGCGGAGAAGGUCCGCCCUUGAUGUAUGUGUUGAACUUGGUGAACACCAAGCAGGAUAAUACUGUUCGGCGGUAUGACGAUAAUCUCAAAAAUAACCACGAUGUUCUUGUGCUGACAGGGAAUCCAGAGGUGCAGUCGUCAAGGCGAUGGCAAUUUCCACUUCUUCUUCUCGCCCUUGAGGAUUACUUCAAGUCUCCCUUCCCGGAAACCCUCGCAUCUCUUUACGACGCCGUGAACGCCAUGGACCUCUCAUUGAUGCCGAAAAUGUCCAUACUAGAGCGUCAUAUCUUGCAAUCUAGCAACACAAAGGAUAUGUUUAUCGAAAAGUUUGAACAAAUGAUUCGCCAACGGGAAGAAGAGGAAGUGGAGGAUGGAGAAUGCCCUCCAUCUCCGAAGAAAAUGAGCCGAUACGGCCUACCACGGGACACCCAUGAAUUUGAGUCGAAAGUGGUCUAUAACGACAUACCCAUUCCCGUCAAAAUCCCCACGGUAAUCUGGCCGGAGACUGUGGGUGACUUUUCACUCAUCAAACUUGUUCAAACCUUUGCGGGGCCCCAUGCUACAGCCCCGCAACCUUUCCCGAGUCAUCCUCAUUUAACCACCAGUGGUCCUUUCACGCAUCCCAUCAUUGUCCUUGUCAAUGCCAUCCUGACACAAAAACGCGUUGUUUUCCUAGGGCAUAAUCGACCGUCGGGUGAGGUGGCGGAAGCAGUGCUUGCUGCUUGUGCUCUUGCAUCCGGUGGAAUUCUGCGCGGAUUUACUCGGCAUGCUUUCCCUUAUACCGAUUUAACCAAGAUCGAUGAUCUUCUCAAAGUUCCUGGUUUCAUUGCUGGAGUAACUAAUCCAACCUUUGCCAACCACCCGGAAUGGUGGGAUAUUCUGUGUGAUCUGCCAACCGGUCGUAUGAAGAUCUCAAGCCAUGUUGAGACCGCCCCGGUCACAGAAGGCCUUCUGUUUUUCCAACAACAAAAUUCAUUACUCCCGAACCAUACUUCGAGUGCGAACUCUGAUCCGACUGGAGACAAUUUAUUCAUGGAAGACAUUUUACGCAGCAUCAGCCAACGCCAUGGUGAAAACGCAAUCCGAGCGAAAUGGCGUGCCUAUAUCACCAAGUUCGUUCGAGUUGCUGCAGCAUUUGAAGAAGCUGUUUACGGAGCUUCGAACCUUUAUAUAAUCGGCCCUGGCGAGGAACUAUCACCCGAUAGUCCAACUGGUCACCAGGCUGAUUCUACAGACCCGUCUUCUCUCCGAGGACAUGGAUAUGUCUGGCCCGACGAGCUUGCCAAGCAGCGUGAACUUUCAGCAUCAGUAUCACGGAUUGAGGGAUGGCGAAAUACCCGAUCAUAUUACUCCUAUAUUCAAGAUAUUGCUGCCAUGUAUUUCCCUGCUCGGCCAAUUCAACGGCCUGACCUGCACCAUCAUCUUGACCGCUUACGCCAACUGAAGCUUUCCCACUCCGAUUCAGGCGCAAUCUACUUGGCACUUUCACAUUCUGUAAAGGACUACGCCGGUAUCUGCCAACUAUUGACGGUCGCCCCCGAGAAUCAAGCAGGGCUUUUCUACCUCAGCAUGGGCCUCUUCCACCCAGAUCAGGUUGUGCGUGAAGCAACAGUAGAUCUUCUCGAUCGCAUUGCCCUGCACCCAGCGGGGCGACACUUCUGGGCUCAUCUCAGUCGCUUUAUAAAACUAGGUUACUUCCGAGUAAAACGAGAACGCGAUUCUGCCCAAAGCCCCAUCUCGGGUGUAGGACCCCCCGUCAUGAGCAACCCCGGUACUAGCUUCGGCGGAGAGCCCCAGAGCCUGGUCGGAGUGGCUCUUGGGGACAGCUUCCAAAGGAGGAGCUGA
Penicillium macrosclerotiorum is the source of this 2385-nucleotide messenger RNA. Its product is annotated as AFI1/MesA family protein. Gene Ontology annotation, cellular component: plasma membrane. Gene Ontology annotation, biological process: actin cortical patch localization. Lineage: Eukaryota; Fungi; Ascomycota; Eurotiomycetes; Eurotiales; Aspergillaceae. The transcript has 2 exons. The record is from RefSeq and is a predicted model, not a curated record. Bases 1 to 2385 code for a protein of 794 amino acids.